GCAUGGCGAUUAUUUAUCCUUGUUAGUGAUAUUGUUGCGGCGGGUUCCCUUUAGCUUGUGUACAGUAUGUGAUGUUAUUCGCGUUUGAUCGGCUACGUCGAGUUUCUUCGGACAUCUUCAGUCCCCGCAAGUCUGGAAAUGACGUGAACUUGGACCGUUGUCAUUGAGGCGAAAGAUGCGUGGACGACACACUUUCGUGUUCGCUGGGAGAAGUGACGUUGUAGCUCUCGAUUUCAUGACUUUCUCAACGUAGAAUGGCAGCUCAGUUUAGCCGUAGCAUCCUCAAAGUUUCUGUCGCUCAGAUAUGUCAAAACAUUGGGUGGCAUGCCGUGCAUCAGUCGACGUUGGAGCUCCUCGCUGACAUACUCCAUCGCUAUGUACUCGAGAUCGCCCGAACUGCUCAAGCUUACUCAAAUCAAGAUGGGAGGACGGAGCCGAACCUGGACGACCUGUCUCUGGCCUUCCACGACCUGGGCAUCCUGCUGAGCGAGCUGGAAGAGUUUACGAGCAACGUGGAGCCCGUGCCGUUUGCCCAGCGCCUCCCGCAGUUCCCCGUGGCACGGCCCUCGAGCCUGCAGCACCCCAAGCAGGGCAGCCGCGAGCUGCUCCACAGGCCCCACUGGGUGCACGAGUUCCUACCGCCCAUGCACCCGGAGCUAGAGGAGGAAGAAAGCAUGCUCCUGUCUCCGGGUUCGGCGAUUGAUGGCAUGAAGAGGGACAUGGCGUCUAACAGUGCUGGGGAGGACAUGUCUCCCCCUCAUGGCAGUCCCCAGCCCACCAAGAGGAAUCCCGAUGGCACAGAGACACCAACGCCCAAGCGCUUCAGGCUUUGCACCGAAGAGGAAGGCCAGCCUAUGCGAGAGGUGACCAGCGUGUUCAUGACGCCUUCGGGAUUCAUCUCCCCGGCGAGAGAGGGCAAGCUUCCAGAGCCCAGCGCGCCGUCGGCCUUCAUCGGGGCCCUGUCGCCGGGUAUGGCAUCCGACUCGGACUCGUCGGACAGCCUCCCGAUACCCCACAAGGAGGUGAAGGAGUUCAAGAAAGCCCUCAAGCUGAAGAAGGAUGGCAAGGAUGCCAAGAAGGGCAAGACCAAUAAGAAGGACAACAAGGAGAACGCUAGCGUGAAGAAGGGGCUCUUCUUUCCGCCGCCGGCCAAGAAGAGCUCCUCGAGCAACCCGAUGCUGAAGAUCAAGAAGAAGCUCACCAAGGGACUCAAGUUUGCCAAGGAAGGCAGCAGCAAGGGGGUCAAGAUUAAGAGCUCCAAGUCAAAGAACAAAGAGGGCAAGAGCAAGGAGGGCAAGGUCAAGGUCAAGGAGGGCAAGCCCAAGGAAGGGAAGAGCAAGGAGGGGAAGAGCAAAGACGGCUCCAAGUCCAAAUCGAAGAGCAAGGUCAAGGGAUCCCCUGGUGGAGCCCACGGGUGUUUGCCGGGUCUGUCGCCGAAGGCCAAACGGGGCAAGUCUCCCAGCAAGGCCAAGGGCACAACCGGCUCUAAGGGUUCCAAGGGGGAGAAGAAAAAAUCUGCGGGGGCUGCAAGCGAGCCGUCGGCAGCCGUUCCUUUCCUGUUUGGUCCCGGACCGUCUCCCGUGCCGGCGCUUCCACCUCCGCCGCCGCCGCCGCCACCACCACCACCGCCGCCGCAACCGCCGUUCUCUCCUCCUCCCCCUCAGCCCCCGCCACCCCCUCCUCCCCCCACGCUGUCCCCCCCUUCCCCACCCUGCCUGCCUCCCCUUUCCCUCCCACCCCAGCUGACCCCCUCGAUGCUGUCCACGAUGACUCCACUCCAAGUGAUGGCCUGCAAGGCGGAGGAAGAGCGCAACAAGCUGCACGCCCAGGAGGGCGCAGCUGCAGACGACGACCCCUACAAGGACGAGACGCCGUCGCGGGAGGAGUCCCCUGAGCCCCGGCUCGUAAUCGACGACUCCCCGGAGACCGUGAGCAAGCAGGAGAGGGAGAGCCGGCUAGCCGACAUCGACCAGUGCAUCGAUGCGGUCGUGCAGAAGGCCCGGGAGGAGUCGCGCCUCGAGGAGAAGCGGGAGAUCGCACUAGAGGCCGCCAUGCACGGGGCAUUGCCCCGCAAGCUGGACACCCGGGACGUGUACGACUUCACGGACUCUGACUCAUCUCCUCCGCCGACACCCAAGACGCCCGACCUGGCGGGCUCCCCGGCGCCACCCAAAGAACAGAGAGACGACUCAACCCCCGAGCGCUUCCCCCUCCCACCCACCGGGCCAGAGCCGCACAAGAAGCCGCCCAAGGAGAAGACCAAGGGCAAGAAGAAGUCCGGGAAGACCAAGUCGGCCUCGGGGACUCCAUCCCCGAAGAAGGGCCAGCUCCCCAAGUGCCCUGAGGCGAGGGGGUCUCCCCUGGUGGCGCUCUCGCAGCGCUCGGAGACGCCCCCUGAGCCUGCACCCAGCUUCUCGGGCGUGUUUCCCUUCUCCCAGCAGCAGCCGGGAGGCGGUGGCCUCUUCUCCCCCAAGUUCCCGCCAUUCGGCUCCCCGCCCACGCAGGGCUUCCUACCGGCGUUCCCCUUCUCGCAGCUGCGGGGUGGCACGGGGGGUCUCCAGGGGGCGGCCUCGCACUUCCCAACACCCCCUCUGUUUGUACCCCCGCCCCCCUCACACGUGCCAGAGGAGGUGGGGCCGCGCUCUCCCCCUCCCCCCGUCCUUUCGACGCCCCUUGUCCUUGGGGGCAGCCCCUUUGCGGUCAAGACCCUGGCGGAGAAGAAGGCCAUUCCCCCCGUGCCGGGCACCGCGGGACGCGUGGACGACGGCAAGCCUUCUUCCUCCAAGUUGGAGCGUGACGGCGACAAGGGCAAGGCCAAGGAGAAGAAAAAGGACAAGCUGGCCAAGAAGGAGCACCUCAAAAAGAAGCCCAAAGAGAAAGUGAAGGACAAGCCUCCCAAGGACAAGGACAAGGAGCCCAAAGUGAAGCUGAAGCCAGUAGAGAAGCCCAAGGGGGAGAAGAAGGUAAAGAUGAAACUGGGCAAGGAGAAGGAGAAGAAGAAAGGCAAGGAGGAUAAGAAGAAAGACGACGCCAUCCCCAAGAUCACGGUGAAGCUUGGUGGCACUCCGAAGCCAAGUGCUACUAAGAUCCUGUUCAAGGCCCUAGGUCAGGGGUACGAGUCACCUCCAGACCCUUUCGGGGCGUCUCCGCCGUCGUCCCCGGUCGCGCCUCCCCCUCCCGCAGUGCCCCUCCGGAGCCCGUCGCCCCCCGUGCUGAGCCCAGCCUCGACGCAGGGGUCGAGGGGCCGGGGCCGGGGGGCGCAGCCGGCCGCCCAGACCACGCCCCCUGCCCCUCAGCAGCAGCAGCAGACUGGGGCCUCCUCCCUUCUCCCCGCGGCGAGGAUGGUCAUCACCAAGACCGUGGGCACCAUCGUGGAUGAGCAAGGUUUCAAGAUUUUGAUCUGCCCCGCAUGCGCCCGACCCGAUGAUGGCAGUCCCAUGAUCGGCUGCGACGAGUGUGAUGACUGGUAUCACUGGGUGUGUGUGGGCAUUGUGGUGCCCCCAAAGGAAGAGGAGAGCUGGUUUUGCAACCGCUGCAUUGCCAAGAGGCAGGGAGUUCCGGCCAAGAAGAAGAAAAAGAAGCACAGGAAGGAGAAGUAAGGACGCCACAUGCACGGUCCUCCCUCCACGUCCACCUCGCCGGCCGAGCUCGUCCGUCGUCACAUGACCGAGCCGAGCGCCCGUUCGCCAGGACGGGCUCUCCAUCGUUGGCGUUCGGCCACUUCACCGCGGUUCAAUUCGGGCACGGGUUAGCCGGAGAUUGAUCCGCCAUCGUGUCUUUCUCCGUGGAAAGUUGCAUUCUUGGAGAUCCCCGGACACCAAUGUUGGGCUGUACCUCGGUGAGAAUCGUGUUACCAAUCUCGGGCGGCCGACCCGCUUCCAACGUCGGUGCAGAUUACGUUCAGAGUUGGCGCGGGCUAAGCCGGUACGGCGAUUCGGGCUUGGCGGGGACGACCGAGUCGGAGCGGGCGACGGCGACAUUUACUUUUAACGUUUCACACGGACUUCACGCGGUCCUCGGUGUCUGCACAGACAUAAAUUGUACAUAUGUGACUUGUUUCUCAUAGUUCCAAACUUUUCUGUCGACGCGCUGCUAAGGAUAUUACCAAGCUCUUUGUGCGUUAUGACUUUGUUACUGUUACGUCAGUUGUUUGCGUGAUUUUUCGUGUCAUUUUGUUCGGGCCCCGUGUUCUUUGUUACGUCAAUUAUUGUUAUUUUAUUGGCUUUCCUACGUAGAAACGUCAUCCAGUGCACGGCGUAGUAUAUGUACAGUCGAACCCGGAUAUAUUGAAUUCAAAGGGGAUUGUAAAAUAGUUUGAUGUAUCAAUAAUUUGAUAUACAAAAUUGUUAAAUUGAGCUACAGUUGAAACUUCCUGGUGUCUCUGCUAAUACCAAAGGUCGCGACAAACAGGACCUUACCAAAUAGAGCAUCCAAGAGCCGCUAAAUACAGUAGGGCGUAGUUGGCGGAGACCGCAAACACCGCUGCGCUUACACGCGCACCUGGCUGGGACCUCCACACAGCAUAAACGACAAAACACAAAAAUAAGAUUAAAAAAGAAAAAUGGAAAAGCGAAGACGCAUAAAAAAAAUCUCAUGAUCGAUAGAAAAAGUUAUGCAAGCAACAAAAAAGAAAGCUCACUAAAUUCAAAAAGCAAAAAAAGAAGGGCAAAAAAAAAAAAAAGGGCGAAGCAAUAACAGCAAAAGAAAAAGGUAGACAAAGAUAAGGCGUUCACAGUGCGAUCAACACACUCGAUUUGUGGAAGACUCCUUUUUUUUUUUUUUGUGGGGGGGGUUAUUUUAUUUUGGGGCUAGGGAGUUGCUCAGCAUCAGCAGUGUUCGAGGAAAGGAUGCAGGCUACCGUACCAAUAGCAAGCGCUCCUUGCUCUCCCUAGGUGCAUGUGCGUGCCCUUCCCCUUGCUUUUGCCAUCCUCCAACUUUUUUUUUUUUUUUUUUUUUUUUUUUU
Molecule: messenger RNA, 4963 nt
Organism: Ixodes scapularis (black-legged tick)
Lineage: Eukaryota; Metazoa; Arthropoda; Arachnida; Ixodida; Ixodidae
Product: transcription initiation factor TFIID subunit 3
Exons: 9
Coding region: 255-3599 (1114 amino acids)
Cellular component (GO): transcription factor TFIID complex
Molecular function (GO): protein heterodimerization activity
Source: RefSeq, a predicted model, not a curated record